AUGGCAUCGUCUUCUGGAGCCUUCUUUACAGCAUUCAAUCCCCAACUUGCUCCAGGAAGCUCACAUAAUAGCCGCUCUAACCUCAUACAACUUACACCUAAGAAGACGCCGAAUUUUCAAAUACGGGGCAUCCACGAAGAUUUUAGUCUGCUUUCCAGUUUUAGCACUCCCAGAAAAUUGAUUAAUUAUGAAACUAAGCAUGGUAGAACCAUGGAUGACAUUUCUGUCCAACACUUUCAGAAGUUGGAACUAUUCAGGAAUGUGCUGAGAACUGUAGCAAAGCUAGAUGCCCUCGAGGGUUUGAAUAUGAUCGAUGCUAUUCAACGGCUAGGCAUCGAUUACCACUUUCAACAAGAAAUCGACGAAAUUCUGCACAAGCAAAUGAGUAUUGUAUCUGCUUAUGAUAAUCUUCAUGAGGUUGCGCUUCGGUUUCGACUGCUGAGACAGCAGGGUUACUUCGUGCCUGACGAUGUUUUUAACAACUUCAAAGAAAGGAAAGGGACGUUUAAGCUUGAUUUGGGUGAAGACAUCAAGGGAUUGAUGAGCUUAUACGAAGCUUCACAGCUAAGAACAGAAGGGGAAGAUACACUUGUUGAAGCUGAAAAGUUUAGUGGUCAUCUGCUGAAGACGUCCCUGUCACAUCUUGAUUAUCAUCAAGCCAGAAUCGUUGGCAACACAUUAGAUAAUCCUUAUCACAAAAGCUUGGCCUCAUUCAUGGCCAGGAACUUUUUUAUUACAUCUCAAGGCACCAACAUAUGGUUAAAUUUGCUAAAAGAAGUGGCAAAAACAGAUUUCAAUAUAGUCCAAUCUCUGCACCAGAAUGAAAUCGUUCAAAUAUCCGAAUGGUGGAAGGAGCUAGGAUUAGCUAAGGAACUGAAGCUUGCAAGAGACCAACCACUGAAAUGGUACAUUUGGUCCAUGGCAUGCCUAUCAGACCCGAAGUUAUCAGAGGAGAGGGUUGAGCUCAUAAAACCCAUCUCUUUUAUCUACUUGAUAGAUGACAUUUUUGAUGUUUAUGGAACCCUUGAUGAACUCAUUCUCUUCACAGAAGCUGUUAAUAGAUGGGAAAUCACAGCUAUAGACCACUUACCAGAUUGCAUGAAGAUAUGCUUCCGGGCUCUCUAUGAUAUGACUAACGAAUUCAGCUGCAAGAUCUAUCACAAGCAUGGAUGGAACCCCUUACAAUCUCUGAAAAUGACGUGGGCAAGUCUCUGCAAUGCGUUUUUGGUGGAAGCAAAAUGGUUUGCAUCUGGGCAGCUGCCGAAGUCAGAAGAGUACCUGAAGAAUGGCAUUGUUUCUACGGGGGUAAAUGUGGUUCUAGUCCACAUGUUUUUUCUCUUGGGUCAAAAUAUAACCGAACAGAGUGUCGAGUUGCUGAAUGGAACUCCAGCCAUUAUAUCGUCGUCAGCGGCAAUUCUUCGACUUUGGGAUGAUUUGGGAAGUGCCAAAAAUGAGAACCAGGAUGGGAACGAUGGGUCGUAUGUGAGGUGCUACAUAGAGGAACAUGAAGGCUGUUCCAUUGAGGAGGCACGAGAAAAGACCAUUAAUAUGAUUUCAGAUGAAUGGAAGAAACUGAACAGACAACUGCUCUCUUCUCAUCCAUUUCCAGCAACAAUUACUUCGGCUUCCCUUAAUCUUGCAAGAAUGGUCCCCUUGAUGUAUAGCUACGAUGACAACCAAUGCCUUCCAUCGCUUAAAGAGUAUAUGAAAUCAAUGUUGUAUGAAACUGUAUCAAUGUACUAAGCUACUGGAGUCGGAUCACAAUGGUGGUCGAGACCAA
Argentina anserina (silverweed cinquefoil) is the source of this 1780-nucleotide messenger RNA. Its product is annotated as (3S,6E)-nerolidol synthase 1. The coding region runs from base 1 to 1743 and encodes 580 amino acids. The transcript is spliced from 6 exons. Gene Ontology annotation, biological process: diterpenoid biosynthetic process. The record is from RefSeq and is a predicted model, not a curated record. Lineage: Eukaryota; Viridiplantae; Streptophyta; Magnoliopsida; Rosales; Rosaceae. Gene Ontology annotation, molecular function: magnesium ion binding; terpene synthase activity.